AUGCAGGUGACAUCUAUCAUGUCACUUGCAGCAGCAUCGACAUCAGCAGGAGUCACAAUUUUGUACGCUCGAGACCUGCACUACUACAAUGCCACACCUCACUUCCCAUGCAAAAGGCUCCAAAUCUCCAUUACUUUGGCUUUCAUCUCCGGGUUUCUCCUUGCUGUGUCGUCCCAUGUCAUGUUCUGGCUUAUGGCGUCUGUAUGA
Messenger RNA from Linum tenue, 207 nucleotides. NCBI's taxonomy places the organism in Eukaryota, Viridiplantae, Streptophyta, Magnoliopsida, Malpighiales, Linaceae. The record is from the annotation of a GenBank genome assembly.